CUACAUUCACAGGGUGACAAAUGCAGCUGGCUGACAUCAGGACUUACGUCUGGAUAUUUUUUUUUUCCACCGAGAUACAGUAGAAGAACCUUCUGGUUUUCAGAGAUCACUAUAUUUUAAUUAUGGUCUCAUUACAUUUUCCUCAAUGGGCAGUGAGUUUUGUCCUCUUUGCCCAGACUGUGGGUUCAAUGGACACUUUUAUUGCUGCCGUAUAUGAACAUGCUGUUAUACUGCCAAACGAAACAGAAACUCCUGUUCCCACCGAAGAGGCUCUGCUCCUGAUAAACAAGAACAUAGACAUUUUGGAGAGCGCAAUCAAGCUGGCAGCCAGACAGGGUGCACAUAUCAUUGUGACGCCAGAAGACGGGAUCUACGGUUGGGUCUUCACCAGGGAGACCAUUUACCCCUACCUAGAGGAUAUACCAGACCCUGAAGUGAACUGGAUUCCCUGUAGAGACCCUAAGAGGUUUGGCUACACACCAGUACAGGAGAGACUUAGCUGCCUCGCCAAGGAGAGCUCUAUCUAUAUUGUGGCAAAUAUUGGGGACAAGAAGCCCUGCAAUACUACUGAUCCUCACUGUCCCCGGGAUGGCCGUUACCAGUAUAAUACCAAUGUGGUCUUCGAUUCUAAGGGUAGGCUAACAGCCCGCUACCAUAAGUACAAUCUUUUUGAACCAGAGAUUCAGUUUGAUUUCCCCAAAGAUUCAGAGCUGGUGACCUUUGACACCCCGUUUGGGAAGUUUGGCAUCUUCACUUGCUUUGACAUUUUCUCUUAUGACCCAGCCGUGGUGGUUGUAAAGGACGCCCAGGUUGACAGUGUUCUCUUACCCACGGCGUGGUACAACACCCUGCCCCUGCUAUCAGCAGCUCCAUUCCAUUCAGCGUGGGCCAGAGCCAUGGGGGUCAACGUGCUUGCUGCAAACACCCACAACACCAGGAUGCACAUGACAGGGAGUGGCAUCUACAGCCCGGAAGCCGUCCAAGUGUACCACUACGACAUGGAGACAGAGAGUGGCCAACUGCUGCUUUCAGAGCUGAGGUCUCGGCCCCGCCAGCAUGCCACCCCUGCAGAGGUUGACUGGAGCGCUUAUGCCAGGACUGUGAAGCCGUUCUCAUCGGGGCAGGCAGACUUCCCGGGAAUGAUUUAUUUUGAUGAAUUCAGCUUCACCAAGCUUAUGGGAAGUGCUGGCAAUUACACAGUUUGCCAAAAGGACCUGUGUUGUCACCUGACUUAUAAGAUGUCUGAGAGCCGAAUGGACGAGGUGUAUGUCCUCGGUGCCUUUGAUGGACUCCAUACAGUGGAAGGCCAGUAUUACCUACAGAUAUGUACAUUGCUGAAGUGUCAAACCACCAACUUGAGAACUUGUGGGGAACCCGUGGGGUCAGCUUUUACAAAGUUUGAAGAAUUCUCUCUCAGUGGCACCUUUCGGACAAAAUAUGUCUUCCCACAGAUCGUCCUAAGUGGGAGUCAACUUGCCCUGGAAAGAUAUUAUGAAGUCUCAAGAGACGGUCGUCUGAGGAGCCGAGGUGGAGCCGCUUUGCCUGUCUUAGUGAUGGCCCUCUACGGAAGAGUGUUUGAGAGGGACCCUCCACGCUUAGGGCAGGGACCUGGGAAGCUGCAAUGAUCCCUUCGUUGGGGACCCCAGAGAGCGGGGCUGUAAAAGAGAGAGAACAAGGAUCUGCAGUGUCCCAUUGGGAGAUACGAUGUAAGCUGCUGAAAAAGCAAAGCAAAUGAAAGUAAACAAUAAAUAAAAUAAAAUAAAAAAGCAACUGCGAUGCUAUGGCCUGCAUAU
Messenger RNA from Mus pahari (shrew mouse), 1793 nucleotides. RefSeq names its product vascular non-inflammatory molecule 3. The transcript has 7 exons. The record is from RefSeq and is a predicted model, not a curated record. Gene Ontology annotation, molecular function: hydrolase activity, acting on carbon-nitrogen (but not peptide) bonds, in linear amides. Lineage: Eukaryota; Metazoa; Chordata; Mammalia; Rodentia; Muridae. The coding region runs from base 123 to 1625 and encodes 500 amino acids.